This is a messenger RNA of Arvicola amphibius (Eurasian water vole), 1695 nucleotides long. RefSeq names its product zinc and ring finger 1 (gene Znrf1). The transcript is spliced from 5 exons. NCBI's taxonomy places the organism in Eukaryota, Metazoa, Chordata, Mammalia, Rodentia, Cricetidae. The record is from RefSeq and is a predicted model, not a curated record. Bases 346 to 1029 code for a protein of 227 amino acids.
GCCUCCUCCGGCGCCUCCCUCCCUUCGCUGCGGCUCCUCAGGCUCUCGAGCCCGGGGGCGGCCUGUGGCGCGCGGCGCCCGCUCCGGACCGCGCGUCUUCGGACCUUAAGAACAUGCAUUCGGCUUGGACUGUUUGAAAUUCUUAGUUUGGGGUCCCCGCUCGCUUGCUUUUUCCGCCCCGCGGAUCUUCUGAGGUUUUUUUUUUCUCUCUCUCUUUUUCAUUUUCUCUCUCGGGGCUCUUUUGUAACCCCCCCCCUUUAUGUUCGCCCAGCCUUCCACCCGCUUCUGAGUAGUGGGGGAGGGUUUCGGCCUCGAGGUUCCCGCCCCACCGGGGCCCGGGCGAACAUGGGGGGCAAGCAGAGCACGGCGGCUCGCUCUCGGGGCCCCUUCCCGGGGGUCUCUACCGAUGACAGCGCCGUGCCGCCGCCGGGAGGAGCGCCCCACUUUGGGCACUACCGGACGGGCGGCGGGGCUAUGGGGCUGCGCAGCCGUUCGGUCAGCUCGGUGGCGGGCAUGGGCAUGGACCCCAGCACGGCCGGAGGGGUGCCCUUUGGCCUCUACACCCCCGCUUCCCGCGGGACCGGCGACUCAGAGAGGGCGCCGGGCGGCGGAGGGUCCACGUCGGACUCCACCUAUGCUCACGGCAAUGGUUACCAGGAGACAGGCGGCGGUCACCAUAGAGACGGGAUGCUGUACCUGGGCUCCCGAGCCUCGCUGGCGGAUGCUCUACCUCUGCACAUCGCACCCAGGUGGUUCAGCUCGCACAGUGGUUUCAAGUGCCCCAUUUGCUCCAAGUCUGUGGCUUCUGAUGAGAUGGAAAUGCACUUUAUAAUGUGUCUGAGCAAGCCUCGCCUCUCCUACAAUGAUGACGUGCUGACUAAAGAUGCGGGUGAGUGUGUGAUCUGCCUGGAGGAGCUGCUUCAGGGGGACACGAUAGCCAGGCUGCCUUGCCUGUGCAUCUAUCACAAAAGCUGCAUAGACUCCUGGUUUGAAGUCAACAGAUCUUGUCCAGAGCACCCUGCUGACUGACCCUGCUAGGCUGGCUUGCUGACUCCUCUCAAAGGUUUAUUUUAUUUAUUCCAAGUAAAUGCCCAGACCAGCUGACGGUGUCAGGCAAAUCAGGGACAUUUGCUCUUUUUACCUUCACCUCAAAAUCUGAUGACAUGGGGAGAAGACAAAGCAAGGGUGAGAGUGAGGCAGGGGACUGGACCCUGGCUUCAGAAUGCAGGUCCAAAUGGCCCGCAUGAUGUUUGGCUUCCGGGGCCUUCCUGGACUGAACCAGACGCCCCGGCCGACCAGCCUGCCCUCAGAGGGACACGCUGCUGCCACCGUGAGAUGGAGCAGCAACUCUCGGCCAGAUGGAGCACGACUGACUUCUUCCGACCCACACAGGGACAGACAGCCCUGUUCCUGGGAGGAGGCUCCUCGGACACUGGACAGAGCUGAGCUUGGGACACCAGAGGGAACAGGGCACCCCUUCUGCACUGACUUCCAGAAAAUGGUCCUCCUUCCUCCCUGAGGACACCAACUGGAUGAGAGCGAGUCUGAGAGAAGAAUGAAUUGACCUCUAUCCUUCCCCUCACCGUCAACCCAGGAGGGAAAGGGCAUUUUCUUUUUCACCUUUGAAAGGCGUUGUGGGUCUGUCUUUAAAGUGUUUACAACAACAAAAAAUUAUAUAAAAAAAAGUCUAGUGUC